AUGAAAUUCAAUGGAACAGAUAGAUAUUGUGAUACUAUGAAGAGGGUUUCCUCUUUGUCACCAAUGAAGAAGAUGAAUAUCUCAGACCAAAGAGAAGAGGAGUAUCUCAGACCAAGAUCAAAUGGUGCUAAAAGUGCACCCAUUAGAUUACAUAUGACGAAGGCAGGUCCUCGUCUAUGCGAAAGCAGCAAGAAGGAUGCGGCUGCAGUUGCUUUCUGCCAAUCAUCAGAAGAAGAUCUUGAUCUAUACAAACAAUUUGGUAACGACAGAGAGUCGAUGUGGUUGUCUACAGAUUGUUCAUCACCUUCUGCCUUUUUUAGAGAGUAUAGGUGGUCUGAUUCAUUUCACUCAAAAGAGCUGUUGUUACUUUCCUGGUUGUCAUUGCUGGCAAGAGAAAAUCCUAUGGAAGAGGCAUCUAAUUUGCCUAUGCGGAAAACUUCUCGAGAUGAAGACAAGAAUUUAGAGGAAGAUAUGAAGGAUGAAAAGAUAGUUACUUGGCUACUUGACACAAAAUCUGAUUCUUCUCAGAGUCUAGAUUUCGAGAGGAUAGGUUUUCACGUAUCUUUAUUGAAUCUUGAUGGAGAGGAUAACAAAUUGAUACCAGGUACAGAUCCAAAGUUGGAUUAUUUUCUGUCUGAUUUUCCCAGUCCAUCUUACAAAAGUAAUUGGGGUCAUGAAUUUCAGUCAUGUAAUUUUAGUAGUGGAGCACAAAGUGAAACAUCAGUAUGUGAUUUUUCAUCAGAGCAUGCUUCUGAAGCUGCAGAUUGCUUAGAUCUAAAUACUGAUGAACCACUUUUCUGGCCAUACGAACAGAAAAUCACUUGGAAUUCUGAGGCAACUUGGAAUUACUUUUCCAUGUCGCCGCGGAAGGACAUAAGUAUAACAACUUUUGGAAGUCCACCAGAUUCUGUUCAAUUAAGCCACCAUGAUAAGAACAUAGGUCUCAAAAAAGGGCAUAGGAGAAGACUAGUGUUCAGCUCAGGAUCAGCAGCAUCAAAGAUAAUGGAAUUAAAACAAAGAUACAACAAGGGUGCACGCAGGACCAAUACUUUGCCUUCAAGAUUGAGCAGGGCAACCAAAACUUCUGAGAAAAUUGUACCUUUAAACAUGAAAGAUGAUACUGCAGAAAUCAAAGAUAGACAAGCUCAUGUUGAAAGACCAGUUGGUAUGGUUAAAGCUCUCGUAGAAGAAGGUUCUGCUUCAAAAGAACUUCCAAUUGAGAUGUUCUUGGGCCUUGAUGAGUUUGACGGGCAUGAGGGAGUUGAUUCAGAAUUUGAUAAAGAUGACUUCUCACUGCAUGUGUCUCUCCGUUAG
Molecule: messenger RNA, 1314 nt
Organism: Prunus armeniaca (apricot)
Lineage: Eukaryota; Viridiplantae; Streptophyta; Magnoliopsida; Rosales; Rosaceae
Source: the annotation of a GenBank genome assembly